GACCUAACCAAAUGUCUUCAUGGAAUGCAGAAGUUGUUAUCGCGCUCGUCGCCCUACUUGUGACAUGCAUCCCUAUCAUCUUUGCUGUACACCGGAAGUUACGUGGACAGCGCAUAAGGGGCGGAUAUGAGACUGAUCUUGAAAGACGCAACGAAAUCGCUCUCGAAAGGCGAAACACGCUUUAGUAGAUCCGUCGCUUUACCGUAACCGCCUGCGCACAUGCCUCGAAGCCGCCUUGGAGUUGAGGUCUCGGUCCGUAUGAACAAGAUCGACGUGGUUGUGGGAAGGAAGAAUCGAAAACGAGGUAUAUUGGAUAGACAUGAAAAGUUUCCAUGAGUCUGCCGAACGUGGAUGGGAGUGAUAUAGACAAGGCAUACCGGCGGUUUUAGAUUCGUGGCUCGGUAGCAUUCUUCUCCAUCCGAAGCCGUUUAUGUAUCAUUCAUGUACAAUCAAUCUCGCCGUUUGGAGAAGGCGUUGACGGAUAUUACUGGAUAGUGAAUAGGAAUUUGUU
Molecule: messenger RNA, 511 nt
Organism: Exserohilum turcica Et28A
Lineage: Eukaryota; Fungi; Ascomycota; Dothideomycetes; Pleosporales; Pleosporaceae
Exons: 2
Coding region: 12-185 (57 amino acids)
Source: RefSeq, a predicted model, not a curated record